Molecule: messenger RNA, 292 nt
Organism: Sinocyclocheilus rhinocerous
Lineage: Eukaryota; Metazoa; Chordata; Actinopteri; Cypriniformes; Cyprinidae
Product: lisH domain-containing protein ARMC9-like
Exons: 3
Biological process (GO): cilium assembly
Cellular component (GO): ciliary tip; ciliary basal body; centriole
Source: RefSeq, a predicted model, not a curated record
GCGAGCACAGCAAUCUGCUAUGAUCAGAGACGGUCUGAUUGGCUGGUUGGUCAAAGAGCUCCACGACUCCGACUGUCUGUCUGACUACACGCUUGAAUAUGCCAUCUCCCUCCUCAUGAACCUCUGCCUGCGCACUCAAGGAAAGAAGAAAUGCGCAGAGGAGGCCAAGCAUGUCCUGAAAGUCCUGACGGAGCUCCUGGGACAUGAGAACCAUGAGAUUCGGUACUAUGUGAAUGGAGCUUUAUACAGCAUCCUGUCCAUGCCAGAGAUACGAGAGGAAGCCAAACAGAUG